AAUUCUGUGAUAGAAUUAAUACAUACAAAAUAUGUAUUAAAAAUAAACGACAUGGGUUCUAAACCUCAGAUUUAUCACGAAAAACAAGUUAAAGAGCUGUGCGCAUUGCAUGCAUUGAACAACCUUUUUCAGACUCGGAAUACAUUCUCCCAAUCAGAACUAGACUCAAUAUGCAGCCAGCUCUCGCCAAACGUCUGGAUCAAUCCACACAGGUCCAUGCUGGGCUUGGGAAACUACGACAUCAAUGUAAUAAUGGCCGCUUUACAGAGAAAAGGAUGUGAAGCUGUUUGGUUUGACAAAAGAAAAGAUCCAGGUUGCUUAGAUUUAUCAAAUAUAUGCGGGUUUAUACUAAAUGUACCUUCAGACUACAAAUUGGGGUUUGUCAUGUUGCCACUGCACAGGAGACAUUGGAUAGCGAUACGUCAAAUACAGGGAAACUUCUACAACUUAGAUUCAAAAUUAGACUCCCCGCAACUAAUAGGGAGGAGUAGUGACUUGAUAGUGUACUUGAAAGAACAAUUAGAGUGUAAAGAGAAAGAACUAUUUGUGGUGGUAAGUAAAGAGGUGGAGGAAAAGCAGUUGUGGAUAAACCAGUACACCAGUGACCGCAUAGAACCCACUCCUAACAAUCGUGUGGACCCAUCAGACAACAAUCACCACGCAACGAGAGAACCCUUGGACCAUGUGUCCAACAAUCACACAUCGAGCAAUAGACUGGAACAUGGGCGAGAUAAUCACCACACAUUGAGUGACCAUGCCGACCCCAUUGACAACAAUCAUCAUAACAACCACUGCUUAGAGUAUUUCUCCAAUAACCACCACACAUCAAGCAACCAUGUGAACGGCACAAAUAAACACCACAAACCAGAAUGGGAAAAAAUAGAUGACCGAGACUAUGAUGAAUUUCUUGAUGAUGAGUCUUAUUAAGCUCUUUCGUAUGGUCUUCUCUUCCUCCAAUGGAGGAUUUAGCAUUGAUGUUAAGCUGCAACUGCUAGCAAUAUUAAUUUAAUUGAGUAAUAUAUUUUGUAUAUACUGUAGACAUACUUGACGUACAUUAUUUUAAUGUGCAUGUUUUGGAAAUUGAAUGGUAUAGAUAUAAUUACUGUAAGUGGAUAAUAAGAAUCACAGGUUAACACUGAUCUCUAUAAGUAUAUUAAUGUAUCUGAUAUUAGAUGUUAUUGGAAUAUUUCCUUGACCUUCAAAUUUUAUGCAUGCCUAAUCAAGUCUUUCAAUCAAAUCGAAAUACGAAACUUUCAAUUAUUUAUUAUAGUGUACAUGAGCUUGUUGGCCAUUUAAUGUAGUUUAAAGGGGAUGCGUACAUCAUAGUCAGAUAUGAAUAAAUGGGUAUUUGUUAAACCAUCAAUGUACAAAGAUGUGGCAUUUAUAGUACUCUCGUCCCAUCUGUAUUUUACAGUAAUUUUAUUACAACCUGUAUAUAUGUCGUAGUCGUCAUAAUAUUAGUAAUGAAACUGAAAUUAUCAUGUCUACAAGGA
Molecule: messenger RNA, 1493 nt
Organism: Aricia agestis (brown argus)
Lineage: Eukaryota; Metazoa; Arthropoda; Insecta; Lepidoptera; Lycaenidae
Gene: Josd
Product: josephin-1
Exons: 4
Coding region: 52-927 (291 amino acids)
Biological process (GO): protein deubiquitination
Molecular function (GO): cysteine-type deubiquitinase activity
Source: RefSeq, a predicted model, not a curated record